UGGUCUGUUGUAAACCAGAACGAGGACGAGGCACUAUGCAGAAGACGGCUGGUGUGUCUGUUUCUUGUGACAUGGCCUGCAGAGCUGACGCCGAGCUUAAACCUGAAAGCUUUAAAGUCACAGUUCUUUCUGAACAGAUAAACCAACUUAUGGAAGAUGACUCUGCUUUACAUAUGAAAGAGCCUGAUGUAAUCCCUGAUACUACUCUACGGGUAGAAGGAGAGGAUUUUUAUGUCAACCGUCAGCAACUGGCCCUCCAGAGUCCCUACUUCAGGGCUCUGUUUUUCGGCUGUGGUGUAGAGAGAAACAAAAAGAGGGUUGAGAUCAAAGGUGUGGGCCUUCAGUAUUUCAGGGUUUUGAUGGAAUACAGCAGGACAUCCAACCUUGUUUUGGACAGAGAAAAUGUUCUAGGGAUCUUUGAAACUGCAGACUUUCUACAACUGGAACAAGCGAGGCUGCUGUGCUGCAAGUUCCUGGAGCGUGAGCUGCACCUCAGUAACUGUCUGGGAAUGAUGGCUUAUGCCUGGAGGCUGGGUUGCACUCAGCUCUACAAGGCAGCACGACAGGUGGUGCUCACACACUUCUCUGCUAUUGUCGCUGAAGAGGACUUCCUGUCUUUGUCUAAGGAGGCGAUAGCAGAUUUACUUGCCAGUGAUGACCUGGCCAUCCAUAAAGAUGAUUUCGCCCUGGAGGCCACCCUGCGUUGGGUGUCAUUUGACCCAAAACGAGAAGAACAUUUUCUGGAACUCAUUGAACUGGUGAGGCCUGAGUCGCUCUCUUUACCAUUUAUCACUGAACUUUUGACCAGAAUGAAAAGCUCUGACCCCAGAGCCAAGCUCAUCUACAUGCUUAAUGAACAUUUCCCAGCAUCUUGGUCAGUGGGGAGGUCACUGAAGAGAACCAGGGCCAGAGAGACCCUCUUUGUCCUGGGUGGCCCUCAUGAUCAGGAGCAACAGGCACUGUACCAGUUUCACCCGCUCAGUGGUAGAUGGCAGAGUUGUGCACCUCUGCAGAGGAAGAACCUCACACAGUACUCGGUAGCUGCAGUAGGGGACAAUGUGGUUGUGACAGGUGGCCACUUCCGGGACGUGUUGUGGUUCUGUGUGGAUUGGGUCAGGAUAUACGAAUGUGGUAACCAGCGCUGGGUGGACGGACCGGCCCUGCAGAAAUCCAGGCACAGCCACUGCUCCAUAGGGCUGGACUCAGUACUGUAUGUCUUGGGGGGUAGCAUGGACGAAGGGCUUGUGGAUGAUGUAGAAAGGCUGGUCCUAGGGUCAGAGGAGGGCUGGGAAGCAGUCAGCCCCAUGGUUAGGGCUGUGGAGAGGGCAGCCACUGCCGCUCUGGGGUCAUGUAUCUACGUGGCGUGUGGCUUGGAUGAAAAUGGGGAGGCGUAUGGUGGAAUCCAGAGAUAUAUGGUGAAGGAGGAUCAGUGGGAUGUGGUCUCUUAUUCUCCAUUUCCACGUUAUGACCUGGUUGCCACGGAGCUCAACGGUGCCCUCUACUUGUUUGGAGGCCAAGCCUUGCGUUUUGACGUGGAAACAGAUGAGUGGACUGUGCUGGAGGAGGAGGAAUGUCUGGACAGGAAGUUCUUCUCUGGCUGCACAACAGUCAGCAGCCAGAUAUACCUGGUCAGUGAGAAGAAGAGCAACAAAGCAUUCCCAAACAUGGUUCUGAUGGACCCUUACAUAGACACGUGCAUUGAGGUGGACGAUGCCAUACCCUGCCCAGUGCCCCUCAGAGGGUGUGUCACCAUGAGAAUGGUCACUUGACAGUGUGUGAUUUGACCGAAUGAAAAUGCAUUUUUUUGUUCUACAUAACAAAAUUUGUAGUUAUGUAUAUGUGUAUAUUGGAAGUGUCAUUCUUGUCUUAAACAGAGCACUUGCCAUAUAUAUUUUUAUGUAAGAGGUCAUUUGAAAUAAAACAAAUGAAAAGCCAUUUCAUAGAACAAAAAAAUCUAAAAAUAGAUUGAAUGAACACAUAUUCAAUACUAGUAAACCACACUUGAAAGACAGCAGUGCUAAUUUUAAAUAUUAGUCAUUUAUUAAAACUUUUCAACUGACAACACAAUCAACAAAGCAUUUGGGUGCAGUCAUAAGAGAACAUUUCAUAGUCACUUUCAUUGAAACAUUAUAUUUCACCAGGUUUUCUAUUUUUAAUUUAAAAAAAAGCAGUAUUCUAGUGGGGGUCAUGGGUGUGUUAUUCAGUGGAUCAGCCCUUUUAGUGCUCUACAACCUAAAUCCAACCUUGUGUUGUAGCCCCCACUGCCACAAGUCCCUGCUUCUGCUCCUACUCCUUUAUAUAAAAUAUUGUUCGAUGCAGUAUGCAGACACGUAAGACACAAAUCUUAAAGAGUUGCCCUCACUAACCUAUGAAAAUGUAAUACCAGUGUUUUGGUAGUGAAUUACUGUGAGUGUACUAUAGUUUAUGAUGGUUGGAACCAAGCCAAGAAGAAGCUUACAGUUUAAACACAUGUAAACUCCAGCUCUUGUAGAAUGCAGCCUAAUCAUAUGAAAAUAUGUCAUUGUCUUUUAUAAUAACCAUUAAAUCUUAAAACUUUUCUUUAUCUGAGCCAUAAAGCAUUUGACCUCUGUAGACAACUCUACUAUCUAAAAUACCUCACAUUUCACUAAUGCCCAUCUGUAUGCAUACUUAAGUUUUACCUAGGCACCAGCAGCCUUACCAACAUUUCACACAAAACAUCAGAACCAGUCACAGUAAGGCUUGGCCCGUGUGUUUGUUUUACUUACACACAGAGCUUAAUAUCAAGUGCUUGUCACAGAAUAGUGUAAAAAACAGCAGCCAAGGCACAAAACUAAAGUCCAGUAGAGCAAACCUUAACAAAAACCUUGUUGAGAAACCAUGCUGCCUGUCACAAUGUUCAAAGUAGAAAAAGAAACAAAAACAAACACAUACACAUAUAGCUUCAGGUCCAUAUUUCUAGGAGCAGUAACAUUUUUUUUGUAAAGGAAUCAUUUCAUCAGACAUAGGGAGUGGAUUCUCUACAAGGAUAUGUUCUUCAUUGUGCACCAGAGGGCGUCAUAUCUUUUCUAAGGAGUAAGCUCAAACAGAAAAAUAUAAUUUUAUCAUCCCUAAAGGACUUCUUCAGUAGCCUUUUAUAUUCUGUCACAGAUUACAACAUAAAAUGACCUGUUGAGUAAUUGGUUCAUAAAAAAUAGAUAUAUAAAGUGGUUUAUCAACAGAUUUACUACAAUCAAUGUUUUUAAUAGUCUAUGUACAAUCAACCAUAUCAUGUAUGUGGAUACAAAGCUGUGGGAGUGAAUUACUGUUAAUUCUAGGUUUUAGUUUGCUCUGUUUAAAACAUAUUAUACCACAGAUUAGAUUAGAACAGUUUGAUUUUGUAUAAAAAACAUUUAGUUUUUCUUGUUCAACAGAAAGGAUGUAUUAUAGCACAGCCCACGUACUUGUAUGCUUAUGUAUUUACAAACAAGUUAUUAUAGUUCAAUGAAAAGAAACCACAGAAAUGCAAAAUUUGCAAAAAGAACUCAUAUGGUUUGUUGUAAAGGAUUUUUUUUGCCAAAUAUAUUUUUAUAGUAUGCAGUGGUAUGGGUGACAGUAACGAUGGUGUUUCUUCCUAAUCUCACACUGGUUGUGCAGAUUUACAAUCAUCUGUGCUUUGCCCUCUUUUUUUCAAGAUAAGCAAGAUGCAGACUUACCCUGAUCAGAAAUCAUCAAUGGACCAUGUUGGAUGUACACAAGCCAUAUGUAUGUAUCAUAUGUCAGACAUGAGUUAAUCUCCAAUAGGCGGGAGGGAAAAAUUACUUUUUUCUUCCAGUGAGGCUUGGUAGAUGUGGAAGGACACUGCUCCACUAUCUGGCUUUGGGCAGUCUGCUGUUUAUAUUCCUCUGGUUGGUGAGGUUGUUCAGGACACAGUUGUUAGCCAGCGAUGCCAGUUUGGAGUUGAUUGCACCUUUUCUUUGCUCCCAGCUGCACUCGUCCCCUUCUUCCUCAGGCUCCUCCUCUUCCUCCUCAUCAUCCACUUCACUCUCCUCAUCGCUACGUUCAUCACGCUCCACCUAUGAAGGAAGUAAAUAAGUUAAUAAAAAUUUUUUGGUGCCCAAAUACUG
Messenger RNA from Morone saxatilis (striped sea-bass), 4085 nucleotides. Its product is annotated as kelch-like protein 23. Gene Ontology annotation, molecular function: protein binding. The transcript is spliced from 3 exons. NCBI's taxonomy places the organism in Eukaryota, Metazoa, Chordata, Actinopteri, Moronidae. The record is from RefSeq and is a predicted model, not a curated record. Bases 36 to 1769 code for a protein of 577 amino acids.